Cylicostephanus goldi is the source of this 540-nucleotide messenger RNA. The record is from the annotation of a GenBank genome assembly. NCBI's taxonomy places the organism in Eukaryota, Metazoa, Nematoda, Chromadorea, Rhabditida, Strongylidae.
AUGGGUGCUUGCUGGGAAGAAACUCGAGUGAAGGAGCUGGCUUGUUCCGAAUCCGUUGAACCACAAGAUCUGAAUGGUAAUGGCGAUAGUGAGGUGAAACGCAUGGCCAGACUAGCGCUGAAAGGCGCACUGUCCUAUACCCUUCACGUUGCUGGACAAUCGCUAACGGCAAUACCACCUUCGAUUCUUCGUCUGUUACCAGUCUUUUGUCAUUAUAGUAACGAUGUUGGUGACGAAGAAUUGUACAAGCAAUGCUUCUCGUUAAUGUCACGACUACUGCAAGCUACUUAUAUACCCGAAGCAAACCUACCAUGUAUCAUGCAAGUAUUCCGACAGAUGCUCCAAUCGCCAUGUUGGUGGAAGUCGAAAGUGACCAUGCUGUGGCUGAUGAAAGUUAUGGUAUUCUCAAAUUUGUAUGUGUUUGCCACUGUACGUGAAGAAAUAGGCCAACUUUUGAUGGGCAGUUUGAGCGAUUGCCAGUUGGAAGUCCGACAAACGGCAGCUGAUACUCUCUCCGGUUUGAUACAGAGCUCAUUCUUC